Molecule: messenger RNA, 1657 nt
Organism: Arabidopsis lyrata subsp. lyrata
Lineage: Eukaryota; Viridiplantae; Streptophyta; Magnoliopsida; Brassicales; Brassicaceae
Exons: 8
Coding region: 585-1445 (286 amino acids)
Source: RefSeq, a predicted model, not a curated record
AAAUCUUUCAAUGAUAUGAAAAAGAUCAUUCGAAAGUUAGGCUUUAACUAUGAAAAUAUUCAUGUCUGUCCUAAUGACUGCAUGCUCUUUUGGGGAGAUGAUGCAUCUAGAGAGACUUGCAAAGUCUGUGAAAGUUCAAGGUGGAAGACAUCUACAGUAGUUGAUGAAACAUUGGAUAAAAAGAAGAAAAAGAAGCAACAAGCUGCUAAAGUGCUUAGAUACUUUCCGCUGAAACCACGCUUGCAGCGUUUCUUCAUGUCAUCCAAGACUGCUAAAUACAUGAGGUGGCAUGCUGAUUCUGAGAAAAAGAUUGGAGUGUUGUUGUUCACGUCCAACCAAGAGACUUGUAUGAUAUGGAAGAUCCUACUAGUUCAGAUGAAAUUCCUCCUCAAGUCGUCAUUGAAGAUCCUCCUAUUCAAAGUUCAAUGAUUAUAUCUGAUAAUGUUUCUGAUAUUAGAUUAGUGAGGCAAAUAGAAGAUCUUGAAAGUUCUCAGAUUCCAUCUGAUUUAUAUGAUAAUAUGGAGUAUGUCUGAGACUGAUUCUCAAGCUCCCCCUCCUCUUGGACCAGAAUUAGCUAGUGGAAAAUGGAGAGUUCGUGUCAUAGAAGAGGACAGGUUAUCAAAGAUUCUGGAGGUUUGUUUGGUUCGUGGUUAGGUUCACUGAGUAAUGAUCUUAAUAUAUUACCUAUUAACUACACCGAUUGGAGGAAAGUUCCCAAUUACAGAAAAGAAAUGGCUUGGAAAGUGAUUCAGAAAAAGUUCUGGUUUGAUAAUCCAAGGAGGAGGAAGAAAUAUGUUUUAUCUGCAUUAGGAGUCAGAUGCAGAGACUUGAAACAACGCAUUUGGAUGAAGUACAGAAGAAAUACUAUAGAGGAAGCAUUUGAAGCAAGACCAGGACUAAUUCCUGAAGAUCAAUGGAAAGAAUUUGUGGAAAUGCAGUUCACUGAUAAGGCUAAGAGAGUGAGAGAGCGUAAUAUUAAUAGUCGAAACAAUCAUAAAAUGCCACAUACACUUGGAAAAAAGAGUUUAGCAAGAAAAGCUAAUGAGAUGGAAGAGGAGACAGGCAAAGAACCAAAUCGAGCUGAACUUUUUAUUGCAUCAAGGACUAGAUCAGAUGGAAGUUUAUUGAGCAACGAAGCAAGAAUCACUGUGGAUAAGCUUUCCCAAGUAAUGACUGAGAAUAUACAAGAUGAAGCAUCCAAUACUGAGUCUAGACCAUAUGAUGCAUUUGAACAAGUGUUUGGUUCUGAGCCUACAGGUCGAGUUCGAUGUGUUGGACGUGGAGUAACACCGUCCAAGUAUCUUUUGGAUCAGGAAUCUGUGAUAUCGUCUAAUGCUGAGAUUUUGGAGCUAAAGACCCGUUUGAAAGGACUUGAAGAUAAGCUAGAAAUCGUGACAGAUGCUCUUUUUGUUCUUGUUAAAUCGAAAACUGAAGGAAGAUACUGAAGUAAGUUCACAAGGGUACUAGAAGAAGAAGUGCAUAGAAAUUGGAUGAGAACAAGGGUACUAGAAGAAGAAGUGCAUAGAAAUAUGAUCAGAUAUAGCAUAUCAUAUGUUUUUAUUUUUAUAGCUGAAUAAGAUAUUCUUGUAUCAGACUGUGAUCAAAUAUUGUUUUCUAUUUGACUUUGGAACAUGAAAAUAUAUAAUGUUUUUGGUUA